AUGGAGGAGGUCUCCGCGCUGUGUUUUCAGGGCCACGCCCUGAAUGACGCACCCAACCACGUGACGGUAGAUCGCCCACCGUCUAUUGACGGCGAGGAAGAGCAUUGUGCCUCUGGCCAACCUCAUAAUGGUGGCGGUGUGGGCUCCGAUGCAGAUUGGUUCUCACCACGGUUGCCUGACCUGUUGGGGGCCUUGCGGCGGCAGUGGUUGCAGCGGGUUACAAAGUGGGACUGGUGCAGCGGCUACGCGAUGCGUCGCGCCAAUGGAGAGAGGAUUUUCGAUAUUCGCGGUGGUGGACUGGUGGAUGCCAGUGGGAAGAGGCGGUGUGCGAUGGCUGAGGCCCUGGAUGUCCGUGUGGUUCCGCAUGCUGGUGUGUGGGCUGGAUGUCCUAUCGCCUGCCUGGAAGAAUGGGCGCGUGAAAAGCAGAUCGCCGGCUUCUUCCUCCGCUUCAUCGAAGCGGUCAAGCUACCGGGCAGCCCCGCCCCAGCGUGGCAGCCAGGCGAGGCCUACAACGUGGUCGUGGUCGGUGCAGGAUUUGAUACUGGAGCGCUGAGGCGUUCAUGGCCACCUGGCUUGCGGGGGUACUAUGAAGUGGAAUUUCCCGCCGUGCUGACGCGAAAGGAAGCUUUGCUGCGCCGAGCAAACGUAGAACUGCCGGCCUGGCUUCACAGAUGCGGUGCUGACUUGCGCGAUCUGGCUGACGUGGAGACCUCUUUGAAAGCUGCGGGCACGGAUUUCGAAGUACCCACGUUGAUUAUUGCCGAAGUCGUGCUGGCCUACAUGGAGCCCGGUGAAGGCGAUGCGCUUGCGGCGUGGGCCGCGGGCAGGUUUUCCAACUGUUUAUUCGGUAUGUAUGAGCAGAUCGGACCCUACGAUCCCUUUGGUCGAUUCAUGCGAAGGCACUUCUUGCAGCGCCAGUGUCCCCUUAGAUCUCUCCUUGCACGGCCCGAUAUUGCAGCACAGCGUGCACGUUUCUGCUCCUUCCCCCGUGUGGAUGCAGCGGACAUGACAUCUAUACUGUCCGCUACACCUUCCGAAGAACUGGCCAGAGUCUCAGGCCUCGAACCAUUUGAUGAAUACGAGGAGUUUCAUCUGAAGUGCACGCAUUAUUUUUGCCUGGCAGCGAUGUCGGGAAGGUGCUGCAAUGCACGGACAAUUUGGCCCAAUGCUGGCAAGAGCCCGAGCCGUCCCGCACUGGAAGUCCCUGUUCACAAGCUGCACGAGCUGGGCAUUUCCAGAUUUGGUUUGACGGCAUCGUAUGCUGCUGGUCAUUUGGUUGUGUGCGGCGGUCAUGGCACAUACGAUUCCUCUGUGUCAGAAACACAUGGCAGGCAGACUUCUGUACUUUGCCGCAAGCUGGAUCCGACAGGCAGCGCUGCGCCACAAGGGAAGGUAUCGCAGCCAUUUCAGCAUGUUGGAGAUCACAAGGCUGCUAUGUAUUGUAGCGCAACGGCAGUGGGCUCCAAGGUGCUUUUGUUUGGCGGCCGUUUGGGGCCUCAUCAGCCAACCAAUUCUCUUGCCGUCUUGGAAACGAGCGAGCGCAAUGAGCGUGCUGGUUGUAACUUACGACUCGAAGCUGUGGAUAUAGUUGCAGGUCCUGCAGCUCGAUGGCGGCAUUCAGCAACGCACGUACGCAUUGGCUCCAGGGACGUGCUCGUUGUGUUGGGCGGUCGUGGGACAGAUGCAAAGACCUUCAGCUUGGACGAGGGAUGGCUGCUGGAUUGCGAUGAGCUGUCGUGGAAGUGUUGCCCUAUCUUUGCAACAGAUGGUUCCCUCCCCUGCGCGCGGCAUUCACAUGCUGCAGCAGCAAUCGCGUCUCAAGGCCUCCUUAUGAUCUGUGGCGGCUUGGACGCCAGCGAGGAGCUCUUGGGCGAUGCAUGGAUCCUGCAAAGAGAUGACGACCGAGACUCUUUCGCAUGGAGAAGGAGUACCUCCCCAUUGCCGAGGCCGAGGUACGGACAUCACUUGCACGUGUUCAGAGGCUUUCACAUCGUCGUCGGUGGAAUUGUAUCUUGGCUGCUGUGA
Messenger RNA from Symbiodinium necroappetens, 2025 nucleotides. NCBI's taxonomy places the organism in Eukaryota, Dinophyceae, Suessiales, Symbiodiniaceae. The record is from the annotation of a GenBank genome assembly.